Messenger RNA from Metopolophium dirhodum (rose-grain aphid), 342 nucleotides. Its product is annotated as zinc finger MYM-type protein 1-like. The coding region runs from base 1 to 342 and encodes 113 amino acids. The transcript has a single exon. Gene Ontology annotation, molecular function: protein dimerization activity. NCBI's taxonomy places the organism in Eukaryota, Metazoa, Arthropoda, Insecta, Hemiptera, Aphididae. The record is from RefSeq and is a predicted model, not a curated record.
AUGGAGUGUUUAAAGUCGGAAAUGACAGUUGCUAUAAAUUGUGCAAUUCAACUUAGUAACAAAUUUGGCUUAAAAGAGCUAAAACAGGUAAUCAGUAAGACUGUUUAUCCAAAUCUGUUCAAGCUACUUCAAGUUGCCUUAGUUUUGCCGAUAUCAUCUGCUUCAUGUGAAAGAAGCUUUUCUGCAACGAGAAGAAUAAAAUCUUGGACACGUACCACGAUGGGUCAGGAAAGACUAUCUGACUUAUCGAUAAUUCAUAUUGAGAGCGAUCUAGUCAUUGAUAAAGACAUCAUGUUAAAUAAGUUUGCUGAAAAUAAGCGCACGUUGCCUUUACAUUUUUAA